Sardina pilchardus (European sardine) is the source of this 1734-nucleotide messenger RNA. RefSeq names its product mercaptopyruvate sulfurtransferase (gene mpst). The record is from RefSeq and is a predicted model, not a curated record. Gene Ontology annotation, cellular component: mitochondrion. Gene Ontology annotation, molecular function: thiosulfate-cyanide sulfurtransferase activity. Bases 16 to 906 code for a protein of 296 amino acids. NCBI's taxonomy places the organism in Eukaryota, Metazoa, Chordata, Actinopteri, Clupeiformes, Clupeidae. The transcript has 2 exons.
AAGUAAGUAGUAGUCAUGGCAGGCCAGGUCCGUGCACUAGUCGCUGCAAAGUGGCUUGCCGAAGCAAUUAAAAACAACCAAGUGGGACCAAAGCUCCGAAUUCUCGACUCCUCCUGGUAUCUCCCUAAAUUGAAUCGUAAUGUUCUAGAAGAAUUCAACCAGAGGCAUAUACCCGGUGCCUCCAUUUUCGACAUCGACGAAUGCUGCGAUAAAACUUCCACCUCCGAUCACAUGCUACCUUCCGAGACCGAGUUUGCUGCAUACGUUGGAAAUUUAGGAAUCAGUAAUGACACACAUGUAAUCGUUUAUGAUACCAGCGACUUCGGGGGAUUUGCAGCACCACGGGUUUGGUGGAUGUUUAGGUUCUUUGGCCACGAAUCGGUGUCUGUGCUAAACGGGGGAAUGAAAAACUGGCUGAAUGAGGGUCACCCCGUUUCUUCAGAAUACUCCAAACCGGAACGAGCAGAUUUUCGUUCAACUACAACCAACAGUUCUUGGGUGAAGACCUACGAAGACGUCCUACAAAAUGUAUCAACUAAACAGUUUCAAGUCGUUGACGCAAGGGCUAAUGGAAGAUUUCGUGGCAUCGAACCAGAGCCAAGACCAACCACCGAGCCAGGGCACAUCCCAGGCACCAUCAACAUGCCGUUCCCUAACUUCAUGGAUUCCGCGGGGUUGGAGAAGGACCCUGAGGAGCUGGCCCGGAUGUUCCAACAGGCUGGAGUGGACCUGAAGAAGCCCUUUUGGGUCACUUGUGGCUCGGGCGUGACAGCGUGCCACAUUGCGCUGGCAGCGCACCUGUGUGGCCAUCCAGGUGUAAGCCUGUACGAUGGCUCCUGGUCAGAGUGGUUUGCCAGGGCAGCACCGGAGCACGUCAUCUCAGAGGGAAAAGGAAAACAGGCGUGAGGCCACUGGUGUGGUCUGAAGAGCACCUAUACAUAUGAUAUCUGUAGGUUCUGAAGUGUUGUAGUGUUGGGUAUAAUACAGUGCAUCAGAGAGGUUUGCAACAUCAGUGCCAUACACUUCUUCAGUGCGAAGUUCAAAUUACAUGGCCAAGGCUACACAGAGCGUUCCCACAAUCUAUGAUGAUGCACUCUACAGUACGCCACCUACCUGAUGUUCAGAAUAACUAUUACAUUGUGCAUACACGACCUUCGUCAUUGAACUAGAGUUGUGGCAUUAGGAAGAUGCCUUUUAGGUGCUGUGUGAGACUGGUGAGGCUGUCUAUUAUUUCAGCAGAAACUGUUGUUGAGGGACCCCUGAAUAAUCUGCUUCGGUCAGAUCAUGUUAAAAACACUGACCCUUUGAUUGUCCCUAAUCUGAUGCUCAUAAAUCUUUUUUUCAGAGUUAAGUUACCUUGUUAAACAGUUAUAAUUACAAUGUUUUAAAAAGGAUUUGGGCAAUACAUAGAACUAUGCCUGCCUUGUAGGCUAAUUGUUUUCCCAUUCACUAAUCUUGGAAGGCCUAUAUGUGAAUAGACAAUGAAUGUUCAGAAAUGAUGUCAUGUUGAUGGAUAUGAUACAUUUAGCCAUAUGGAAUAAGCCCUGUUUUAGGCUUUGGAGUAGAGAAGGUCUAUGUGAAAAUAUCAAUAACUGUAAAAGUGCACUUUUGAAUACUGAUUUAACCUUGUGUAUAAUAAAAUUACCACUGUGUACAGUACUACAAAGCUGUAGUGUAUACAUUUCUGCCAAGUAAUUACAAUAUAAUAAUAAAGACACUCUAUUUUCAAAUGAA